UUUGGCCUGUAAAUCCAGACGCGACGCUAUUCUAUUUAUUUGGUGCAGAAAGAAAGUACAUUUGGCUCAUGAUAAUAACCAGCCCAGAGAUGCCAAUUCAAUCUGUAAACAUGUUGGAGUUCUGGAGUUUGGGAAUUUACUGUGAUAUGUCGCACUUGAAUGACAUCACGGUCAACUGAACUUCAUUCGUAUGGAGGGACGCACUAGAGUGGUGAUCUUUUGAAUGAUAUAUCGGCCUGUCGUGUGUAUUAUAGAUUCAUUGGAUUUUAUUUCGUUGCCUUAUUUCAGCCACAUUAUAGUGCAGAGAGCUAUAGGAAACAUUGAGUCUCACACUGCAACGUGAAAAGGCCUCAUACUUUUUUUGUGGAUUUGCAAUGGCAUGCAGGACAAAAAUAUUACAUCAAUAUGACAAUUUUGAGUGUAUUGCUUUUUUGUAAAAUAGGUUCUUGCAUUUAACGUUGGUUUCUUGUUCAGCAAUGUUUUUUGUUUUGUUUUUUUAAUGCCACCGAGUCUGUGUAUAUAAGUAUGUGGUUAUUUUCUUAUUUGCUUUAAACCGUUUGCUGUUGGGUUAUAGUGGGUCUUUUAUACAUGCGUUGAAAUAUGUAUUAUCCAAAAUGAAGCAUCUAUAUAUUCAGCAUGUAUUUUGUGCAUGUUUAAAAUAGCAUUUUUGUCAUACAUCACGUUAGGAAGUGCGUGGACCUCUGUGUGCCCCCCCCCCCCCACCCCCACUAUUAUUUAAGUUGCUCAUCCCUGCAUUAGAAUGUACAGCAGCUACAGCGUUGCCAGUCCGAUUUUACACUAGCAGGAUGUUCCCCUUUACGCGUAUUACCUAGAAGUGCAGUUUCCCUGGCGACAAGUCGCGCGCCUUGGAGGAGAUCAUGUGGCUGCAAGUAAUAUACGUAAGAGUUUUGUUCUUUCUGUAUUUCGUCCACCAACCGGAGAUGUUGGAACGGAGCUCCAUGAACUACACUUCGGAGAACCUCACCAACACUUUGUUCACGUCCAAGUUGAGCGCCGCUGCUGACAUAUGCGUGGGACUUGCCAUCCUCUCAGUGGCGUCGACCCAAUAGCAGUUGUGGCAACCCCUGAAGUGGACUGCAAUUGGCUGGUGAUCAAUCCAGGGCACAUCAAUCAAGCCAUGGACAGAUGGGCGAUAUGUUCUUCUUAAAAGAAAUAUAUAUAAUAAUAAUAAUUAUAAGUGAAAUGUAAUCUGUUUCUGAUUGCCCCAGUGUUGCUAUCAGCGAUGGGUAACGGCAUAGUUCUGGUGAUCUGCUACCGCCGCCGCAAGAAGAUGGUGGGCUCCGAGCUUCUGUGCGUCAACCUGGCCGUGGUGGACUUCCUGAGCUGCAUUUGCUUCUACCCGCUCUCCAUCCUGUCGUCCUUCCACCACGCGUGGCUGGGGAAAUCUCUCACGUGCAUCUACUACGGCCUUGGCUGCUAUAUCUUUGGCCUGUGCAGCAUGUUCACCAUCGCCGCCAUCAGCUUCAUCCGCUGUGUUAAAACGUGCUACAGCUUGGUUUAUGCCGCAUGGCUGGAGACCGCCAACAUCAGGCUGGUGUGCUGCGUCAUUUGGCUGGUGGCGACAGUGUGGUCCAGCUUCCCUCUCUUCGGCUGGGGCGAGUACGUCCCCGAGCCCUACGGACUGUCCUGCACCAUCGCCUGGCGAGGCUACCACACCUCGGCCAAGGACGCCUUCUACGUCAUCUGCUCCUUCGUGUGCUUUACGCUGCUUCCCGUCUUGAUCAUCGUGAUGUCCCAUUGCCAGAUCCUCUACAAGGUGUCCCGCUUCUCCUAUUCUCUGUCGGCGCAAGGCAUCCAAAAUAACCUGCGGCGUGCUGAGAAACGACUCUCCAUGAUGUUUUUCUGCAUAAGUCUCGGCUUUGUCAUCGCCUGGGCGCCGUAUGCCAUUGUGUCCUUCCUCUUCAUAUUCCACAAGGAGAACCACUACAUGGCUCCCGAGGGCUUUGUUUUCCCCACCCUCUUUGCCAAAAGUUCCCACAUCUAUAACCCGUUUAUUUACUUCUACUUCAACAAGACCUUCCAGAAGGAGCUCAGGUCCCUGCUGGCCUCUUUCUUUCCCAAAAUGGGAGCGAAUCGGGUCGGUGUCCAUGCCGCUUCGAGCCACCCGGCUCCCGGCCCCGUCUACAUCCAGCUCCAGGAGAGAGGCCCCAUCCGUAAGGCGUUUGCUUCAUCUCGUGGUCCGACGCGGGGCAAAAGCACAGGCAAAGGCAGUAAAGGCACCAGCGGUAACUACGUCCAGGAAAGACUGGUGCACACCUGCUGGGGGUCCACGUCAAAGAACCCCACCAUUCUCUUUGAAAAAUAAAGCUGAAAACUAUUCUUUGCCUGCCUGUGAGAGCUCCAUCUAGACAAAGCAAAGGCCCCUAAGACGCAAAGACAGCAGUGACAUCACCUUUCAAGUGUAUAGAACCAGUCAGUGAAUUCAUUCGGCGUAAUUGACACCCUUUUUCUCACAUUCCCUUUCAGCGCAAGGUGCGGUGUUACUUCUUUGGGUGAGUCACAGAUGUGUGCACUGGCAGAUUAGGUCCGGGUUACAUGAAUUGAUUAAUUCCUUUCUUUGGAGUUUCAACACAACAAGAGAGACGCACGAUAUUGAUCAUACACACAUUGUAGCCGUCCAUCAUGUUUGCCGCAUACUCAUUCGCAGAUGCAGCAGGGGAACCCGGAUGCCAAGGGGGUAGCAGCCGCCCGCUCAGUUCGUCGGUCUUGGUUUGGUUGGGUGCAUUUGUGAAACUGCAGUGGCACAAGUGAUCUGCCAGGCUGAUCUCAAGAUGCGUGGCUCGCUUUAGGAGGGCCCUGGUGUCGUCCUUAAUGUGGUCCUUUUCACUUGCAGGCACAUUAGACAUUUACAUCAGUCCUACGAUGUUUAAAUGGUUGUGACAUUGUACGACUGUAAGCUGUUGUUGACUGUGUUGUGGAAUUGUCGUCUCCUUGAGGUGUGUGGUUCAAAAAAAA
Messenger RNA from Hippocampus comes (tiger tail seahorse), 2976 nucleotides. It is a transcript of the gene opn8c, whose product is annotated as opsin 8, group member c. The record is from RefSeq and is a predicted model, not a curated record. Gene Ontology annotation, cellular component: membrane. NCBI's taxonomy places the organism in Eukaryota, Metazoa, Chordata, Actinopteri, Syngnathiformes, Syngnathidae. Gene Ontology annotation, molecular function: G protein-coupled receptor activity. Gene Ontology annotation, biological process: G protein-coupled receptor signaling pathway. The transcript is spliced from 4 exons. Bases 1244 to 2326 code for a protein of 360 amino acids.